Molecule: messenger RNA, 360 nt
Organism: Fusarium subglutinans
Lineage: Eukaryota; Fungi; Ascomycota; Sordariomycetes; Hypocreales; Nectriaceae
Product: Sm LSm8
Exons: 2
Coding region: 1-360 (119 amino acids)
Biological process (GO): mRNA splicing, via spliceosome
Cellular component (GO): U4/U6 x U5 tri-snRNP complex; precatalytic spliceosome; U6 snRNP
Molecular function (GO): RNA binding
Source: RefSeq, a predicted model, not a curated record
AUGGCUACACUCGGUGGAUAUCUCAACAGUACGACAACCUUCCCAGGCUCUACUACCAACCUCACCAGCUUGCUAAUACAGAUCGCAGAGAAAGUCCUGAUUGUGACAGCCGACUCGCGUAUUCUUGUCGGAACUCUAGCAGCAUGCGACCAAACAACCAAUCUAGUCUUGAACAACGCCGUGGAACGAAUUAUCCGAACGCCCGACGAUCCUGAGCCUUCCGCUCAAGUGCCUUUAGGUCUAUACCUCGUCCGUGGCGACAACGUAUGCUCAAUCGGCCUCGUAGAUGAGGCGCUCGACGACAGCAUCAACUGGACAGAAGUCAAGGGUUCAGCAAUCGGCGGUAUAAAGCACGUAUAG